CUUGACUAUAUUUAUGAUAUUAGCAACCACGUUGGAUAAAAGCAUUUCGAUCCUUAGCCGUUUCAAGCAACAUGUCUACUACACGAGUACACGAAUCCUGUGUCAUCAAGGCCCCGAUCGAGAAGAUCUGGACCUCAGUGCGCAAUGGUCAGUUUACCUUCUGGUCAUCUCUUAAGUCUGCUGAGGUGUCUGGAGUUGAAGGCCAAGUUGGUGGCACCAUCACGUUGACCUUCAAGGACGAUACCGUCCAGGUAGUUAAGAUCCUGGAGAUCUCCGACUAUCUCCACACACUCACGUACGAGCUGGUAAGCUCUGAGCCCGCUAUCAGUGUAAUGUCAGCCAUCCACACCAUCAAGCUCAACAAAGUGACUGUAGACAACAGCACCUUCUGCGAGUGGAUCUCCGACUAUAGCAGCGAUGUUAACCAGAGUGUGAUCCAGGACAGUCUGUACAAAAGACGCGAGGCUUUCGCGGAUAUGGCUUCUGCGCUCGAAUAGAGUGCUCUGCUCGCAUUUCAGGCACCUUUGUACGAAAGCGAAACGGUUUGGGAUGUGUAGAUGCACGAACGGUGUACUGCCACCACUGAGAUGAAGUUAGUUCAACUGCACUCGUGUCUAUAUGUUGCAGUGACGAAAACGGGCGUAGAUGUGGUAGCAUACUGUGUGUGCGCGUACAUAGACGAGCGUGGAAGCCAUGUGCUUUAUAAUACGGCGAGCCAUGUUCCUAAACCCCGUGAUUUGGUCGAGUUUGGGUUAUGAGAGUACUAAAGUAUGCAACAAGGGGUUUUAAUGCGAUCCACAGGCGCCCUGUGACACUAAACCAUGCUGAGGUGGUUACGCUACAUAGCUCGUGAAUAUCACUCUUCUCGGCUUCAUAUUAAUCAGAGGUAUUGUUUCAAUACCAAAUAAAGAGAAGAGAAUACUCUCAAUAACA
This is a messenger RNA of Sphaeroforma arctica JP610, 933 nucleotides long. RefSeq lists its product as hypothetical. Bases 72 to 497 code for a protein of 141 amino acids. NCBI's taxonomy places the organism in Eukaryota, Ichthyosporea, Ichthyophonida. The transcript has 3 exons. The record is from RefSeq and is a predicted model, not a curated record.